AUGUCGUUCUCGGUCCAGAACAUAAUUGGUACCCCCUUACACGCGGUGGCCGAGUCGAAUAUCGCCCUAGCUCAUCUUAAUUUCGACUUCUCUCUUGUCAAAUGUGAAGCCCCAGCUGAGCUCCAGCUUUUGGGGAAACAACUCUCCAGAUCUCGGCGGCAAUCGGCGGAAGAUGGGUCAUUUCACAUUCUUGCCCGUCGACUGGGUGUGCUGUUUGAUGAUGUCCUUCCAGAUGUGCCAGUGCUGCUUGAAGCAUAUGGAACCCGCGCUAGUCAGAUUGUUCAAGAGAUGACCCAGAAGACGGAGAUCCCCAAGGUUGUCGUCGAUGGGUUUUUUGGAUCUCACUUAGGGAUCGACUCAACCACAAUCUGGGCUAGUGCGACAAGUGGAAAGUCCGUCCUUCGCAUGCACCUUCUCGCAUGUAUGCUAGCUAGGAUCUGGUCCCCCCAAGAGGCCACCGCCAUUUGGGCGGACUUGGUCAGCCAUCGACAAACCGCCAUCAAAAAUAAAGCUCAAUCUGGUGAGAUUGUGGAUAAUUAUUUGGCCCGGUUGGCUGCCGCCCACGAGAUUGAUCGGGCAUCACUUGGGAGUUGGGAUGCUAGUGCACGGGCAUGGCUUCAAGUUGCCGAUCAAGCACGGCCGAUGCAGCAGAUUCAAAUCAAUUUAAUUGUCAACAAUCUGUCGGUGGCUGUCAAAUCCCAAUCAUCCAAUCAUGACUCGACCUCAAAGGCACGCUCUUAUGAUAGUGUGAUUCCCAACCUCAAUCGCGCGUUGACUACCCUUGACAAGCUAAUCUGUGGCGAGCCCCAUCAAAUCACCGACGGCGGAAUUCUGCUUGGAUUAGUCUCCUGGCAUAUUUAUCCAGAUCUUGUUGUUCUAGGCCCCUCCACACAAGAAAUAAAGCAGAAAGACAUUUUGGUCAAAGAAAGUGGAAUCGUCACUAUCUCAAUCACCCCUCAAGCUAGACCUCGGACCGACGGAGUAUAUUGGUCUUUGCCACUAGCCAGCCUGCGAUAUUAUGGAACUGUUCAUCGAGAACGAUCCACUAUGUGUGAUUCCAGAAUAUCAGUCGCACAGCUUCAGGCCCUGAUACUCGGCGCAUCGCUGGGCGCGGAUGAUGCUGCAUUCACUGCUGCGAAGAUCCUAAAAUCACUUUGGAAGCUGUUCUCCGGUCUUUACGAGGCAAAACUGAGUCAAAUUGCUGACCAACCUCUGGAGCUGUCAGCGGAAUUGGCUGGCUUCGAGGUAGUCGACUUGCUCAAAGACGAUCGCCAAUCCCUCCGAGUUUCGAUGAAAUUAUUGCAGUUCUUAUUUCCAUUCCAGAGCGGCAUAGAUUUACUUUCUGCAGAAAAUGAAAACGAGAAAAAUACUGCUAUGCAACUCAUGAGAUAUGGUACUAAUUAUGGAAAAUCAUGGAUUGGAAACACGGGGACCUCCGCUUCGAGCUUUUUCGGCUUGGCAAAACUCUCAUCUCUUCUUUGCGUGAUAAAGAACCGAGAGGCUCGAAUCAGUGUCCUCCGCGCGCAGUGCAAGCAAUACCAUCUCUCGUCUUCUGACUACGUGAUUCGAUUUCGAACCGAGAAUGGCUAUGUCUACACAUCAAUCGAUGUCCAAAGUGCACGAACUUGCCACGGAGGAACAAAGCGGAAGUGGGACGAAUACGAAGAUCAGGACUUGGAUGGCAUUCACCUCCUCAAGAGUCCUCCCGGAGAGAUAUGGACUUUCUUCACUUCACCGGAAGUCUCUAGCCGUCAUGUUCCGCAAUACUUUAAUACUGAUACGCAGGAUAACGACUCAAAUGCGCAAGAUGACUUUUUCGCACAAUUUGUCCAUGACAGCCCCCUUCCGAGUCGGUCAGUUACAUUCAAUUACGUCUUCGGUGACCAUAGCCUUGCGGCCGUGUACAAAAGAAAUACUAGCCAGUCUUUAUCCACAACCCAACCCCUCUCGGAUGCAGUUUCUCUGGAAACAAUCCAAGAUCUUUUGGACAGGAGUCUCUUGCAGCUUGAUCUCGUGGCAGAAUACAUUUUGUAUCAUUUCUCCGUAACGCAAACAUCCCAUGGCAGGUCUCUUCUCGCGCUUGGACGAAUUGUGGACUAUUACAUGUCAUACCUACCCCACGCCACUGUUGCCAUGGGGGUAAUCAAAGGCACCAUUCGUUCUUGGGACUGGGCGCAGUCUAUGGUCAGGGAGCUUGAUUCAUUAAGUCCACUUGCAAAGCAGCAAGCGCGCGAAGGAAAUACACCUGCAACGAUCUAUCCAAGCCCCCUGCCCCGUGAAUACGCAUUUGCAGCGAUUUUGCAGUUUGAGGCUGGGGAAAUUAGCGUCGACGUUGCUAAAAUGGCAGACGUACUAGCAAUAUCGAGUGGCAACUCUCUAUUCAUCGCUGGACAACUCCUCCAUGAUCCGUUGUCAUCAGAGAGUCUCUGUCCCGGCGCCGUUUCUCAUGUUAUGGGGAAUGUUGGGAAGCCAGGAGUAACACUGUUGGUUUCUCCCCCUGAGGUAGAGAUCCGUGAACAUGAUAUCGAGAGGUGGCAAUUUGUCAACCACAACCCGUUUGAUGGAAAUUCAGCCGGUGGAAUGUUUGACGGCACAUCUAUUCACUUGUCAUUUACAGGCUGGGAAGGACCUGUCAGUCUUGAAUCUACCAAUUCCCGCGGUAUGGAGGCCUAUUAUGUUGAAACAGCAGUUUCUGUCAAUGACAAAGGAGAUUCUAGAUCCUCCGAGUGGCUUACUCGUGCUACGUUCGGCAUCGGGGACACCGACAACGGACGAUCGUCGCGGAACUUGGCGGUGGAUGGUGAGACUGGCUGCUGUAAGUAUUGCACGUUCAAGGAAAUACCGGUGCAUCUGCUUGCCAGUUGA
This is a messenger RNA of Penicillium coprophilum, 2865 nucleotides long. RefSeq lists its product as uncharacterized. The transcript has 2 exons. The coding region runs from base 1 to 2865 and encodes 954 amino acids. Lineage: Eukaryota; Fungi; Ascomycota; Eurotiomycetes; Eurotiales; Aspergillaceae. The record is from RefSeq and is a predicted model, not a curated record.